UUCUUCUAUCUCACUGUUUAAGUUUAUAUUUAUAUUCUUGGCAACAGAUUGUAACUGGGAAUUGUUCCUACUCUUGGGAGGAUUUGGAAAGCAAUUUCUUGAUUUUCCGGUGAAUUUCACUUGAUUUGCACAUGGCCGGUAUGUGUUGUGGGGUUGUUGGUGAGACAGAGACUCCAUCCACGGUUGAACCGAGUGGUGGUCGUCAAGCGAGGCGUCGGAGGGUGGAUAUUCAUCAGCUUAAAUUCCUUGCCUCCGACGUGGUGGCGCCGCUGCCGGGGAGCGGUAGGAAGCGAAGGAAGGUAGAAAGUCUAGAGAUGAUUGGCAAUAACGUUGAUGCCAAGGCACUAACUACGCCGCUAGAGUGCGAGAAGGUAGUUCAGCCGUGUCAUAUGAAGCUGAAGGAAGAGGGUCAUCUUGGAAGUUCGUCGGAGACGGAGACUGUGUUGAACCCAUGCAAGUUGUUGUCGGAGACUGUUGGCGAGACUGUUCGGGAUGAGGAAUCAUCUAGAUUUGGGAUCACGACGGUGUGUGGAAGGAGGAGAGAUAUGGAAGACGCCGUUGCUGUGAAACCGUCGUUCUCUAGUGAUCUACACUUCUACGGUGUUUACGACGGACAUGGAUGCUCACAUGUGGCGAUGAAGUGCAAAGAUCGAAUGCACGAGAUAGUGAAGGAGGAGGUGGAGAAUAGCGGGGAAUCAUUGGAAUGGAAAGAGACGAUGGCGAAGAGCUUCUCACAAAUGGAUAAGGAGGUGACGGAGUGGAGUGAAGGUGCUUCAAGCUCGAAUUGUCGUUGCGAGCUUCAAACUCCCCAAUGCGACGCCGUUGGAUCCACGGCCGUUGUCGCCGUGGUGACUCCCAACGAGAUCGUUGUCUCAAACUGCGGUGAUUCCCGUGCCGUACUUUGCCGGAACGGCGUUGCGAUUCCUCUCUCCUCCGAUCACAAGCCUGAUCGACCAGAUGAACUCACUCGAAUAGAAGAGGCCGGCGGACGUGUGAUUUACUGGGACGGCGCUCGAGUUCUCGGUGUGCUAGCCAUGUCCCGAGCAAUAGGCGAUAAUUAUUUGAAGCCGUACGUGAUACCGGAACCGGAGGUAACCGUAACGGAACGGACGGCGGAGGACGAAUGCCUAAUUUUAGCCAGCGACGGGCUGUGGGACGUAGUGUCCAACGAAGUAGCAUGUAGCGUCGCACGCAUGUGCUUGAACUCGCAGAAGCCUCCAUCGCCACUGCGGUCGCCGGGAAACGAAGUCAACGUCGCCGGCGGCGAAUAUUCUGACAAGGCCUGUUCAGAUGCGUCGAUACUUUUGACGAAACUAGCUUUGGCUAGACGGAGCUCAGAUAACGUGAGCGUCGUUGUGGUCGAUCUGAGAAAAAAUCUAUAACAAACAUCCGAGUUAGGGAAAUUUCAUGAGAUCUUUACCAAUUAACAUCGAUUGAUUGUUGAGAUAUGAUCUUGAUCCGAUCAAAUAUACGUAUAUAAGUCUAUAAAGAAAAUUAAUAUCAUGAAUUGCAGUUGAAUUUGGAGUUUUGAAUCGAAUGAAAUUCGUAGAAACCAUGGGAAGUGGUGCAGGUGGUGGGUAGAUGGAUUCGAAUCCUUUGACAUGAUGAGGAGGGCGGCAGAAGUCAGCGGCAGGUGCAGCCACGUCUACCCUUUUUGUAUGUGCAUUUGGUCCAAACUAUAUGCUGGAUUCCACCCAAAUGUCAAGUUAUUACACUUAUGAAAACUGUAAUUUCGUUGACUGUCAACGUUUACAAGCCUUGUUAAAAACAAUGGAGAACUUGACACGUGUUGAU
Molecule: messenger RNA, 1794 nt
Organism: Cynara cardunculus var. scolymus (artichoke)
Lineage: Eukaryota; Viridiplantae; Streptophyta; Magnoliopsida; Asterales; Asteraceae
Product: protein phosphatase 2C 37-like
Exons: 4
Coding region: 132-1382 (416 amino acids)
Biological process (GO): protein dephosphorylation
Cellular component (GO): nucleus; cytosol
Molecular function (GO): cation binding; protein serine/threonine phosphatase activity
Source: RefSeq, a predicted model, not a curated record